AUGGAGGACUCGUGGCAUGACUUUUUUGGGUGCUCAGUUACUAAUCAGUGUUGGCGGGUAGCAGGUUUGUCCCAUAUUAUUGAUUCCCGUAUUCUUUCUUUUCAUGAUAUUACCUCCCUUCUUCUUGAUAUAUGUAGCAAGGAGGACAAAUUGAUUGCGGGUAGAGUUGCGGUUAUGAUUGAUUUGCUGUGGAAGAACCGUAAUAACUUGAUUUGGAAUAAUGAGAGUGAUGUUUUUUCUAAGCUUGGGUUGAAUGCUUUUUGUAGUUGGAGUGAGUGGUUUUCGGCGCAAAGAGAUAAUGGUCCUUCUGAUAAUUUGCCUCCGGUCCAGUCUUGGGUCCCACCGGUUGAAGGUAGAGUUAAAUGUAACGUCGAUGCCGGCUUUAAUACUAGACGGGGUACUACCAACAGGGCCUGGUGCAUGAGAGACCACCUAGGGAGGUUUCUUUUUGCGGGAGCAGCUUGGGAUUUUUGCAACUAUCCUAUUCUUGAAGCUGAAGCUAUGGCUCUUAAAGAAGCUAUCCAUAGUGCCAUUGAUUUGCACAUGGAGAAUGUCAUUUUUGAAAGCGACUCUCAAAUAACGGUUCAAGCUAUCUUGUUAAAUCGGCAAGGUUGUUCGGAUUUUUGUUCUAUUAUUUCUUCCAUCAAUAAGUUGCUGCUUGAUUUUCCCAACAUUGAGGUAAAGUUUGUAAAACGCCAAGCGAAUUCGGUGGCUAAUGCGUUAGCAAAGGCGGCCGAUUCUUGGACUAGGCGUAGUUCCUUUGAUAUGAUUCCUUCUUGUAUUGAACACAUUUUGAUUAAUGAUAUGAGUUGA
Vicia villosa (hairy vetch) is the source of this 813-nucleotide messenger RNA. RefSeq lists its product as uncharacterized. Gene Ontology annotation, molecular function: RNA-DNA hybrid ribonuclease activity; nucleic acid binding. The coding region runs from base 1 to 813 and encodes 270 amino acids. Lineage: Eukaryota; Viridiplantae; Streptophyta; Magnoliopsida; Fabales; Fabaceae. The transcript has a single exon. The record is from RefSeq and is a predicted model, not a curated record.